Messenger RNA from Quercus robur (English oak), 2586 nucleotides. Its product is annotated as SWI/SNF complex component SNF12 homolog. Lineage: Eukaryota; Viridiplantae; Streptophyta; Magnoliopsida; Fagales; Fagaceae. Gene Ontology annotation, cellular component: SWI/SNF complex; nucleus. Bases 704 to 2326 code for a protein of 540 amino acids. The transcript is spliced from 2 exons. The record is from RefSeq and is a predicted model, not a curated record. Gene Ontology annotation, biological process: regulation of transcription by RNA polymerase II.
AUUUUCCACGAACUUCCUCAGUUUCUCCCAGGGGAGUAGGGAAGCAAGUGUGAAAGAAGGAAAUAAAGGCACACAAAAGCAAGUCUCCUUGCCCCCUCUUCGGUCUCAGGUGGUGAGAAGCAAAAAACAGCGAGCAAGCUUCCAUUGUUCACACUCUGUAAGAUUUUCUUUACCAUAUUUCCUUGCUCUUUCUCUCUCAUACACAAUUCCUUUUAAGUUCAAGAUUUCUCGCUUUUCAAUUUCAUUUCCCAUUGUCGAUUCCCCAAACCAGCAUAUCUUGCACUUUCGCAAUCUGGGUAUUUUUUCAAAUUUCAUAUUUUUGCACACCCCACUCUUUAAUUUCGAGUAUUUUUCACAAACACUUGCUAUGCGUAACUCGAAUUAGGGUUUUCAUAAAGCCACUCUGGUCCGCACAUCUACUAUUUCUCUUGCAAAAUUAGGGGUUCUUAAGGUUUUUGGUGCCUGCCCUUUUGGUGUAAUACUUGAAGUUAGCUCUUAAAAGUUUGAAUUUUAACGAGUUUUGAAUCUUUUGAUCCUUCUUGUGUUGCUAGGGUUUUGUGGGUGUUUGUUGAAAUUAGCUUUGAGCUUACAUUUGUAGUUAGGGUUUAUGUUUGGUCUAAGUAGUAUGAGGCUGUGAAUAGGAAAAGUUAGGAUUUUUCUGGGUUUAGAAUUUUCUGGGUGGACUUGAAUCGAUUAGAUAGCUAUGUCUGCGAACAAUAAUAACCCACCUAAGAGCCUUGGGGCCUCUUCAUCGCCCUUUGGCAAUGCUGGUAUGCCCACAAACCCUUCGUUUACACAAUCACAAGCUCAAGCACAAAUUGAGGCCGCCUUUCAAAAUCAGUAUCAGCUGUCCCAAGCGCAUGCCAUUGCACAGGCACAGUCGAAAGCCUUGGCUCACGCUCAAGCUCAAGCACAAGCGACACAUGCCCAAUUCCAAGCUCAUUUACAAGCUCAGGGGCUGUCACUCAGCCAGAACCAUUCAGCUGGCAUUGGUAAUUUGGGUGGAUCUUCGCCCUCCAUGUCAAUGCCCGGUAAUUCAAGUAUUAAGCGGAUGCCCCAAAAACCCCCGAUCCGACCUCUUGGUGUUUCCCCUACACAUAUGGUUUCCCCCUUGAGACCAAUGGAGCAGUUUUCUGCCAAUCGGAGAAAGAAGCAGAAGCUUCCCGAGAAACAGUUACAAGAUAAAGUGGCAGCGAUUCUACCUGAGUCUGCUCUAUAUACCCAGCUUCUUGAAUUUGAGGCUCGUGUUGAUGCUGCUCUAGCAAGAAAGAAAGUAGACAUCCAAGAGGCCCUUAAAAGCCCACCCUGCGUGCAGAAAACUCUUCGAAUAUAUGUUUUCAACACUUUUACUAACCAGAUUCGCACCAUUCCAAAGAAGCCAAAUGCUGAGGCCCCUACUUGGACACUUAAGAUAGUUGGUAGAAUCUUGGAAGAUGGGGUAGAUCCUGAUCAGCCUGGAGUGGUCCAAAAAUCAAACCCUUUGUACCCUAAAUUCUCAUCUUUCUUCAAGAGAGUGACCAUUUCCUUGGACCAGAGACUAUAUCCUGACAACCAUGUCAUUAUGUGGGAGAAUGCUCGAACCCCUGCACCCCAUGAGGGCUUUGAGGUGAAGAGGAAAGGGGAUAAAGAGUUUAAUGUGAACAUACGCUUGGAGAUGAACUAUGUGCCUGAAAAGUUCAAGCUUUCACCAGCGUUGAUGGAAGUUCUUGGUAUUGAGGUUGAUACCCGCCCGAGAAUAAUUGGUGCAAUCUGGCAUUAUGUAAAAGCUAGAAAACUGCAGAACCCGAAUGACCCCUCUUUCUUUAAUUGUGAUCCACCUCUUCAAAGAGUUUUUGGGGAAGAAAGGAUGAAAUUCACCAUGGUUUCACAGAAGAUAUCGCAGCAUUUAUUCCCACCUCAGCCUAUACAUUUGGAGCAUAAGAUCAAGCUUUCAGGAAAUAGUCCUGCCGGAACUGCCUGUUAUGAUGUGUUGGUUGAUGUGCCUUUUCCAAUUCAGAGGGAAUUGUCUGCUCUAUUGGCUAAUGCAGAGAAGAACAAAGAAAUUGAUACCUGUGAUGAAGCAAUAUGCAGUGCUAUAAAAAAGAUCCAUGAGCACCGCCGGAGGCGAUCAUUCUUCCUUGGGUUUAGUCAAUCACCAGUGGAAUUCAUCAAUGCAUUGAUUGAAUCUCAAAGCAAGGACUUGAAACUUGUCGCUGGAGAAGCAAGUCGUAGUGCUGAAAUAGAGCGCCGGUCAGAUUUCUUCAACCAACCGUGGGUUGAAGAUGCUGUUAUCCGAUAUUUGAAUCGCAAGCCAGUUGCAGGAAGUGACGCUCCUGGAAGUAUGUGAAGAGAUUGCUUAGCUGUUUGAUGGGCCAUGUCUUUCGGCGUUUGUUUUGCUCAAUAGUUGAAGAUCAUUCUGACAUCCAUAACAGAAGUAUCACAUAUAUGAUUUGCUCUAUUGUUGGUUGUGGAGGAAGCAGCUUGCUUGUAAAAAUAGACUAUUUGUAGCUUGUUUUUUGCACUAAUAGUGCCUGUACUUGUUAUGCUUCUGAUUAGGCUUAAUGAACAAAUAUAAAAAAUACAGAUGAUGUAUUCUUUGCUGCUUCA